Molecule: messenger RNA, 792 nt
Organism: Didymodactylos carnosus
Lineage: Eukaryota; Metazoa; Rotifera; Eurotatoria; Philodinida; Philodinidae
Source: the annotation of a GenBank genome assembly
AUGAUAGUUACAUUGGUAUCAAAUGCAUAUAUAACAGCGGUAUUUAUAGAUAGACUUGAUAAUAUUUAUUUUGUUAACCAAAACAAUAAUAGUGUUCAAAAAUUGAGUACUACAAAUGGCUUGUUAACAAUUGUAGCUGGUGGUAAUAUAGUUAAUGGUCCUCACGGCUUCGCUUUGAAUGAAUUGAACAAUCCACUUGGUCUUUAUGUUGAUCGCAGUAGCACAGUUUAUGUUUCCGAUACUUAUAACAAUAGAGUAAUGAAAUGGUUAGCAAAUGCUAAGAUCGGUAGUGUAGUUGCCGGGGGAGGGAUCUAUACUAGCGUUGGUGUUGGACGUGCGCUGAAUCAACUCAAUCUUCCUGUGGGUAUUUUUGUCGAUGAAAUUAAUGAGAUUGGUGCACUCUAUAUAUGUGAUUCAAACAAUUACAGAAUUCAAAAAUGGUUGUCCGGUGCAAGCGCAGGAAUAACUGUCGCUGAUGGAACUGGUGGUGCGCUUUUAAAUCAGAUUUCGCAACCAUGGUCAAUCAUUGUUGAUACCAAUAGUAUUAUGUAUAUAACCGAUCGGGAUAUGGGAAUGUAUGGUAAUGGUAAUCGUGUAAUGAAAUGGUUAUCAAAUGCACGACAAGGACAAGUGACUGCCGGGACUCAAUACGGUGUGGGUGCAGGAUCAAAUCUACUUCAUUCUCCACAAGGAAUUAAAUUUGAUUCAAGUUGGAAUUUAUAUGUGGCAGACUGGUAUAAUCACCGAGUUCAAAAAUUUAUUUUUAAUAAAUCAGUGAACACUAGCUGCUAA